This is a messenger RNA of Ziziphus jujuba (common jujube), 5204 nucleotides long. RefSeq lists its product as uncharacterized. The transcript has 22 exons. The record is from RefSeq and is a predicted model, not a curated record. Lineage: Eukaryota; Viridiplantae; Streptophyta; Magnoliopsida; Rosales; Rhamnaceae. Bases 424 to 4788 code for a protein of 1454 amino acids.
CUCAUCAUAAAUGGACGAUCAAGCUCCGUUCCUUCCCUAUCUUACCUUAACCGACAUGCCUCUAAUCCCAGUGGUUUGGAAACCCUAACCCAUUAUCGUGGUGGCAGUUUGAACCCGAGCUCACAUGAACCUGACCUUCUCUGAUUAUUGCCUCCACCACGGAAACCUUUCUUCAUUCCCCAGAGGUUGAUAAAGCUUGCUUCGUACCUCGCCCAGUUCUCUUCCCUCUGCGUGGAGCAAUUUCUAGGGUUUUCAGGCGUUCAUUUUCCACAGAAGGCCUAUACAUAGAACAAAAUAUACUAUAUUUAUAAGGAGCUUUCUUUCCCAUGGUGGCAUCUGGGUUUGGUGUCCUAGGGUUCCGAAUCCAAUUCGUUUCGGAAUCAAAUCGUAGUCCUACAAUCUAAUGACUUCCUUCACCAGUAAAUGGCUCAGUUUCACUACUUCCCUGUUAUCUCUUUUGCCAUUCUCUACGUCUUCGUUGUUCUGUGCACGAUUCCUAACUUUGUUCUCACAGUCACGAACCAACCUGAUGACUUUUCCAUUAUAGAUUCCGAUUUGAAUGUCUUCCAUCAGGAUUAUUCGCCGCCGGCUCCGCCGCCACCGCCGCCACACCCGCCGUCCGUUUCGUGCACCGAUGACCUGGAUGGAAUCGGCUCCUUGGACACUACGUGUCAGAUAGUCGCCGAUUUGAACCUCACUGGCGACGUGUACAUAGAAGGGAAGGGCAAUUUUUAUAUCCUGCCCGACGUGAGGUUUCACUGUGCAAUUCCUGGCUGUUUUAUUACAGUUAACAUUUCUGGUAAUUUUAGUUUAGGUAACAGUUCGUCGAUUUUAGCCGGAGGCUUUGAGCUUGUGGCUUAUAAUGCGAGCUUUCUCAACGGUUCUACGGUGAACACCACGGCGUUGGCCGGGGAUCCACCGCCGCAGACGAGUGGGACCCCACAAGGGAUAGACGGAGCAGGUGGGGGACACGGAGGGCGUGGCGCGUGUUGUUUGGUGGAUAAGACGAAGCUUCCUGAGGACGUCUGGGGAGGCGACGCGUAUUCAUGGGCGUCGCUGCAGAGGCCGUGCAGUUACGGAAGUCGGGGUGGGUCGACCAGCAAGGAGGUGGAUUAUGGUGGAUAUGGUGGCGGGAGGGUGAAGCUGCAAGUUGCCCAGUUUCUUGUGGUGGAUGGGACUCUUUUGGCUGACGGGGGUAAUGGAGGAACCAAAGGGGGAGGUGGCUCAGGUGGCAGCAUCUACAUCAAGGCUUUUAAAAUGACUGGUGGUGGCAGGAUAAGUGCUUGUGGAGGUGAUGGAUAUGCUGGUGGUGGUGGUGGAAGAGUGUCUGUUGACGUUUUUAGCAGGCACGAUGAGCCAACAUUAUCCGUGCAUGGAGGAAGUAGUUAUGCGUGUCCAGACAACGCAGGUGGUGCCGGGACUUUAUAUGAUGCUGUUCCUCGAAGUCUUAUUAUUAGCAAUCAUAACAAAUCAACAGAUACAGAUACUCUUCUUUUGGAAUUUCCUAAUCAGCCUCUUUGGACCAAUGUUUAUGUUAGAAACAAGGCUAGGGCAACUGUUCCAUUGCUUUGGAGUCGUGUCCAGGUACAAGGACAGAUCAGUCUCUUAUGCGGGGGAGUGUUAAGCUUUGGUCUACAACAUUAUGCUUCGUCAGAAUUUGAGUUAUUGGCAGAGGAACUGUUAAUGAGUGACUCUGUAAUGAAGGUGUAUGGUGCCUUGCGUAUGUCUGUAAAGAUGUUCUUGAUGUGGAAUUCCAAAAUGCUUAUAGAUGGGGGUGGAGAUGUAACUGUUGCAACUUCCUUACUUGAAGCUAGUAAUUUAGUUGUUCUUAGGGAAUCAUCUGUGAUACACUCUAAUGCAAAUCUGGGAGUUCAUGGACAAGGUUUAUUGAAUUUAUCAGGACCAGGGGAUUUGAUUGAAGCACAACGAUUGGUUCUAUCAUUAUUUUACAGUAUUCAUCUUGGACCUGGAUCUGUGUUGCGUGGUCCCUUGGAGAAUGCAACAUCAGAUUAUGUGACGCCAAAGCUAUAUUGUGAGAGCCAAGAUUGUCCUAUUGAACUGCUUCAUCCACCUGAAGAUUGCAACGUGAACUCAUCCCUUUCCUUUACUCUUCAGAUCUGCCGAGUUGAGGAUAUUACUGUUGAAGGUCUUGUAAAAGGGUCUGUUGUUCAUUUUCACAGGGCAAGGACUAUUGAUGUCCAGUCAUCUGGAACAAUAAGUGCAUCUGGAAUGGGCUGCACAGGUGGUGUUGGCAGAGGAAAUAUUCUAAGCAAUAUUAGCAGUGGUGCUGGGCAUGGUGGUAAAGGUGGGGAUGGAUGUUUUAAUGGUAGUUGUGUUGAGGGUGGUAUAUCAUAUGGCAAUGCAGACUUGCCUUGUGAACUUGGUAGCGGAACUGGAAACGACACUUCAGGGGAUUCUACUGCUGGUGGUGGUAUCAUAGCAAUGGGUUCAAUGGAGCAUCCCUUGUCAACUUUGUCAAUUGAAGGGUCAGUGAGGGCAGAUGGAGAAAGUUUUGAAAUGGCUGCCAGAAAAGGUAAAUAUGCUGUUCUUAAUGGUUCAAGUGGAGGUCUUGGGGGUGGAUCUGGUGGAACCAUACUGCUGUUUUUGCAAACCCUAGAGCUUGGUGAUUCUGCUGUUCUUUCAAGUCUUGGGGGGCAUGGUAGUCCAAAUGGUGGUGGUGGGGGCGGUGGUGGAAGAAUUCAUUUUCAUUGGUCAGCCAUUCCUGCUGGAGAUGUGUACCAGCCCAUUGCAAGUGUGAAAGGAAGCAUCCAUGCAGGUGGAGGGUUGGGUAGAGAUGAGAGUGGUCCUGGAGAAAAUGGAACUGUGACUGGGAAAGCUUGCCCAAAAGGUCUCUAUGGAACUUUUUGCCAGGAAUGUCCAGUCGGCACUUAUAAGAAUGUCAGUGGAUCUGAUAAGGGACUUUGUCACCCUUGCCCUGCUCAUGAGCUUCCCAAUCGUGCCAUUUAUAUACCUGUCCGAGGUGGUGUUGCUGAGACUCCUUGUCCUUACAAAUGCGUUUCAGACAGAUACCACAUGCCACAAUGUUAUACUGCUAUCGAGGAGUUGAUUUAUACAUUUGGCGGACCUUGGCUAUUUGGUCUCCUUCUUAUUGCUCUUCUUAUCCUUUUGGCUUUGGUGCUUAGUGUUGCACGAAUGAAAUUUGUCGGGGUUGAUGAAUUGCCUGGCCCAGCUCCAACUCAACAUGGCUCUCAGAUAGAUCAUUCCUUCCCAUUCCUGGAGUCUCUGAAUGAGGUUUUGGAAACAAACAGAGCUGAGGAGUCCCAGAGUCAUGUGCACAGAAUGUACUUUAUGGGUCCAAAUACUUUCAGUGAACCUUGGCAUCUCCCGCACACUCCUCCAGAACAAAUUAAAGAGAUUGUAUAUGAGGGUGCUUUCAAUUCAUUUGUAGAUGAGAUUAAUGCUAUAGCUGCUUAUCAAUGGUGGGAGGGAGCUAUGUACAGUAUUCUCUCUGUUUUUGCCUAUCCACUUGCAUGGUCAUGGCAGCAGUGGCGAAGGAGACUGAAACUGCAGCGUUUGCGAGAGUUUGUUCGAUCAGAAUAUGAUCAUGCUUGCUUAAGGUCUUGCCGUUCACGUGCUCUCUAUGAAGGGAUUAAGGUUGCUGCAACUUCUGAUUUAAUGCUAGCAUAUGUUGAUUUCUUCCUUGGUGGAGAUGAAAAGAGGAGUGAUCUUCCUCCUCGCUUACAGCAAAGAUUCCCAAUGUCAUUACCUUUUGGAGGUGAUGGAAGUUACAUGGCUCCUUUUUCACUUCAAAGUGAUAAUAUUGUUACAAGCCUCAUGAGUCAGUCAGUUCCGCCUACCACAUGGUAUCGUCUAGUUGCUGGUCUGAAUGCACAAUUGCGGUUGGUUUGCCGUGGGCGCCUAAGAGUGACAUUUAGGUCUGUUGUCAGGUGGCUUGAAAGUUAUGCCAAUCCUGCUUUAAGGAAUCAUCAUGUACGCGUUGACCUUGCUUGGUUUCAGGCCACCGCUUGUGGUUAUUGUCAUUAUGGACUUUUGGUGUAUGCCAUUCAAGAAGAUAGUGGUCCUACAUCCAUCACUAGCGUUGAAGGGGCACUACGAACUGACCAACAGUUGAGUGCAAAGAGCUCUUACAAAGAAAAUCCUUCUGCUAAUUUGAGAGAAGACAUAGGAUUGAGCCUAGCUCACACAAACAUGGAAAAUUAUACGAGGCCAAGAAGAGCAUAUGGUGGAAUAUUAGAUGCUAACAAUUUACAGAUGCUUGAAGAGAAGAGGGAUGUAUUUUAUCUUCUCUCUUUUAUUCUUCAUAACACUAAGCCUGUUGGACACCAGGAUCUUGUUGGCUUAGUCAUCUCAGUUCUACUUUUAGGAGAUUUUAGCUUAGUUUUGCUUACUUUGCUCCAGUUGUAUUCAUUUUCACUGGUGGACGUCUUUCUGGUUUUGUUUAUUUUACCCCUUGGCAUUCUUCUCCCAUUUCCUGCUGGAAUCAAUGCUCUAUUCAGUCAUGGACCUAGGCGUUCGGCAGGCCUUGCACGUGUCUAUGCUUUGUGGAACAUUACCUCUUUAAUUAAUGUUGUGGUUGCUUUUCUUUGUGGAUAUGUUCACUAUAACACUCAAUCAUCAAGUAAAAAACGUCCAAGUCUUCAGCCUUGGAAUAUUAGCAUGGAUGAAAGUGAAUGGUGGAUUUUUCCGACAGGAUUGGUUCUUUGUAAAGUUUUUCAAGCCCAACUUAUUAAUUGGCAUGUUGCAAAUCUGGAGAUUCAAGACCGUUCCUUGUACAGCAAUGAUUGUGAGCUGUUCUGGCAGUCAUGACAAUAUUUGGUUAGAAAAUAUAUCCCCCACAUUAACAAGUCUUUUUUUUUUUUGGGUCAAAAUAUUUUCUGUUAGCGUUAUUUUGAGAGUAGGGAGUGAUUGACAUAGACAAGUAGAGAAAAAAAAGAAAAAGAAAAAAAAACGAAAUCAUUAAGGUGAAAAAAAUAGGUGGAGAGGCAUUCAUUAUUGUAAUAACAUUUGAAAAAUGUGCAGUCAUUUUUUUUUUUCCCGAUGUAAAUAUUGAAUGGGUUUAAAACCCAUUACUUUUGUGGAUUCUUCAUUCUGAGUACCCCUACCUUUCCCUAUAGUUUCCAUGCCGUCCGGUAAUGUGGAUGUAAUCAAAUUCUCUUGAGUAAAAUAUUCAUGUAUUUACGGACCGACGAUUAUUUUGAUAAACUGUACGGAAUCGUUUUGCA